GAAGCCAAGGCCACAUGAAAACCCAAACAAAACAAAGAUAAACAGAACCAGAAAAAAAAAAAAAAAAAAAAGGCAGCUUCAGCAUAGUUUUGAGUAAAAAUUCCAAAACUCACUCCUCUCAUGGCAGCUGCUGCCACCCCGACCAAUCUCUUCUCCUCUUUUCUCUCCCUCUCACCAAGAACUCCUUUCUCCUCUUCAAACUCCUCUUCUCCCAUUUCUUGCAAAUCCAUCUCAAUUUCAGGCUCUUCCCUUCUCACCAUUCCAUCACACCCCUGUCGGAGCAGUCGAGACGUCGCAGUCUCCGUAGCCUUCAAUCCAUCUGGGAAUUUCGAUCUCUCUCUUACCGAUGCAGAAGAACAAGAUGAUGCUGCCAAAGUUGCCCCUCCAAUGCCACCAACAGAGGGGCGUUUCGAAGUUGUAAUCAACAACGAUGUAAUUCGGCGUCUUGACCUAUUGCCAGUUCAUGCAGCAAUUGGAAAUAGCUCACUUCCAGAAGAUGGCUCCAUAAUCAAACCAAAAGAGCUUCUGGAACGGACAAUAGGCUUCACCAUAAACUAUGAAAGAGAAGAUCAAUAUGAUCUUUGUGAACUAUCCGAAUUCCCCGAUAUAAGAUUAUGGUUUGUGAGGCUCGAUGCUUCUUAUCCAUGGUUGCCUGUGGUGUUGGAUUGGAGAGCUGGAGAGCUCGCUCGCUAUGCAGCAAUGCUAGUUCCUCAUCAGAUGAGUGUGAGAUUGGGCAUUGUGUUCAAUCCUGAGGCCUUGGAGUUAUUUGCCAUGAAGAAGGUUUUUAUCGUGUACUCUUGGUUGAGGCAACACAAGAUUCCAAAGCCUAGGCUAAAGACGAGCGACAUGGCUAGGAUGCUUGGGUUCGGUGUAGGAGAUGAACUCUUCGAUUUGAUUGAUGGAAACCCUCUUCUUCCUCCACAAAUUAAUGAUUCAUAGAACUCUGAUACAUGGGGCCCAUGCAUGAGAGUGCAAGUGUAACAUCAAACUUCAUCUAAGCUGUCGAGUGUGACCUAAUAUGAUCAUGGGUUCAUAUUUCACGUCCACCAGAAGCUCCAUGAAAGCGACAUGCGGCCCACUGAAACAGGAGGUAGUCAUCAAACACAUUUUCUCCAACAAGGAUAAUUGGAUCAUGAAAGAAUCUAAUUUCCAUUUCAUCUAUAUGCGACCACAUGAACUUAUAUUUAAUUCAGAUCACAGUGAGAGUAUCAAGUUUCUUAUUACUGUAUUUCAUAGUUGUUCGGAGAUCAAGGUAAUUUCGAAGUAGCCCAGUAAUGUUAGGAUCUGGUUUCUUCGACAUUGUCACAUGAAGUUAUAAAAUUCAUACAAGCAAAAGACUGCAGUCGAUGAGGUAGA
Molecule: messenger RNA, 1356 nt
Organism: Magnolia sinica
Lineage: Eukaryota; Viridiplantae; Streptophyta; Magnoliopsida; Magnoliales; Magnoliaceae
Product: protein CHLORORESPIRATORY REDUCTION 6, chloroplastic
Exons: 4
Coding region: 121-939 (272 amino acids)
Biological process (GO): NAD(P)H dehydrogenase complex assembly
Cellular component (GO): chloroplast
Source: RefSeq, a predicted model, not a curated record